AUGGAUUAUAAUAGUGUGGCUGACAAUAGUUCUAUUGAGUAUUAUCAUAGACCUAAUACCUAUCAACCACCCACGCCUGCCUACUACCCUCCUUUCGAAGAACAAGAACAAAAUCGAAUCUAUUCAUUUAUGCCACUUGAAAGCGUAUUUCAGCAAAAGAGACCCAGAAGAAAAUUUAAUGAAAUUGAAAGACUAUAUCAAUGUAAUUUUUAUAACUGUACCAAAUCUUAUGGCACAUUGAACCAUUUAAAUGCACAUAUAUCCAUGCAAGAACAUGGUCCAAAACGAUUACCCAUUGAAUUUAAAGAGCUUAGAAAACAAUUAAGAAAAACGAAAGCGCAGCUUAAUGCGAGAAACAGGAACAGCGUCAUAAGUUCCUCUAGUACCGAACUAGAUCCCACCUUAUUGACCGCUCAAUAUCCUUCUGCUGUCGAGCAUAAUCGUGCAAUACCACAAAGGCAAAUACAGCAUAAUACAGCACAUUGCCCACCACCUACUCAGCAGCAGCAGAUCACCCCUCCUUUACAUAUCGCUCCCCCGCAACAACAGCAUAUCAUCCCCCAGCAACAGCCUCAACAACAACAACAACAACAACAGCGGCAGCAGCAUGUUGUCCCCCCGCAACAGCAUCAUAUUGCCCCUCCGCACAUGGCUUCCGCACAACAGCACCGUAUUGCCCCUCCGCAACACAUUAUCCCUCCGCAACAACAGUUCCAGCCAAAUUAUCCUCCCCAACAAACAUAUCAACAAUUCCAAAUUAUGCAACAACAACAAUUUCAUUAA
Molecule: messenger RNA, 783 nt
Organism: Mucor mucedo
Lineage: Eukaryota; Fungi; Mucoromycota; Mucoromycetes; Mucorales; Mucoraceae
Exons: 2
Coding region: 1-783 (260 amino acids)
Biological process (GO): regulation of DNA-templated transcription
Source: RefSeq, a predicted model, not a curated record